Molecule: messenger RNA, 6466 nt
Organism: Cynoglossus semilaevis (tongue sole)
Lineage: Eukaryota; Metazoa; Chordata; Actinopteri; Pleuronectiformes; Cynoglossidae
Product: protein tyrosine phosphatase receptor type M
Exons: 34
Coding region: 403-4992 (1529 amino acids)
Biological process (GO): protein dephosphorylation
Cellular component (GO): membrane
Molecular function (GO): protein tyrosine phosphatase activity; protein binding
Source: RefSeq, a predicted model, not a curated record
GAGGGAGGAGAGAGGAGGGAGGAAGGAGGAGGGGAGUGGAUGAAUCUCCGCCUGUCCUCACUCACAGCCCGCGCGCAAGAUCGCCCUCUACCGACCACUCACAGCACACCACGCACGCAGCCGCUGCACUGGUGGAGGAGCCGGACCGCUCAAUCCAGGCGUAAUUCAGGAACCAGGACCCACUCUCACAUUCUCCUCCAAGUGAAGAGCAAGCCUGGUGGGAGACGAGCUCUUCUCACCCCCAGUGCACGCCCAGGGAAGGAGCACAGGGCGAUGACUGUAGAGUAGAGGUCCAAAAAAAGUGGGCUUUUAGUUUGGUAGGGCUUUAAGUUGCAGUAAAGAAGAGAAGAGUUUGCAGGUUAACCCCGCUGCUGGGGUUGACGCUACGACGGCGCCGUCGACAUGGAUAAAGUUAUCAGUUGCCUGUUUGCUGUGACGACCUUCCUGCUGUUCACCACGGGAGAAGUUUUUAAAGGCGAUUGCGACUUCGAAAAACCACUGACUGCGUGCGGUUACAGCCAAGGCAGAGACGACGACCUGGAGUGGGAGCAGGCCAAUACGAAAGAGAAACCGUCAUCAGAUCCAUGGAUGCCCUCAGGUUCAGCCUUCGUGUUUGUGAACACUUCAGGACGCUUCGCAGGCCAGAAGGCCUUGUUGCUGACCCCCCAGCUGAAGGAGAACGACACCCACUGCGUCAUCUUCAACUACUACGUGGGGGGCAGGGACAGCAGCCGUCCAGCUCACCUGAACGUCUACAUCAAGGAAAACAACCGGCCCAUGGGGAUGCCCGUCUGGAACGUGUCCGCUCCGGCCACUCGCUCCUGGGCCCAGGUGGAGUUGGCCAUCAGCACCUACUGGCCCAACUUCUACCAGAUUGUGUUUGAAGCUGUAACCUCCGGGCAGCGUGGUUUGCUGGCCAUCAAAGACGUCGUGGUCCAGGGCCACCAGUGCAUGAACACACCGCACUUCCUAACUAUAAAGGGAGUGGAGGUCAAUGCUGGACAAACGGCCUCUUUUCACUGCACCGUCAAUGGACGCAAAAGGGACAACUUGCUUUUACAUUUUAGGGCUGACUUCGGUGUCUGUCUCACUUCCAAACAGGGCCUGGGAGGACGGGAGGCGCCGAUGAAAGCCACUAAACCUUGGAACAACCGGCGGUUCAUUGGCACUUUCGACGUGGAGAACACGACCAAGGGCGACUCGGGAUACUACCGCUGCAUUGUCCACUCAGACAAAGGCGUGGGUGUGUCCAAUUAUGGGGAGUUGACCAUAAAACAGCCCCCUGUUCCCAUCGCUCCACCACAGCUGACCGCCGUCGGUGCCACCUAUCUGUGGAUCCAGUUAAAUGCCAAUUCCAUCAACGGGGACGGGCCGAUCAUCGACAGGGAGGUGGAGUACCGCACGGUGUCGGGCACCAUGUACGACCUGCAGCCCGUGGACAAGACCACACACAAGAUCGGCCAUCUGGACCCAGACACAGAGUACGAGAUCAGCGUUUUGUUGACCAGACCUUUGGAAGGAGGCACUGGAGCCCCCGGGCCCCCCCUGAGGGCCAGGACCAAAUGUGCUGAGCCAAUGCACGGCCCGCAAAAGCUGGAAGUGGUGGACAUCCAGUCCAAGCAGGUGACCAUCCGCUGGGAGUCCCUGGGAUACAACGUGACCCGUUGUCACAGCUACAACCUCACUGUCCAGUACCGGUCGAGGGUGGCCGGCAAGGAGGAGACGCGUGAGGAGGUGUGUUACGACACCAAGAGCCGCGAUCCGCAGCACACCAUCCACAACUUGACUCCCUUCACCAACCUCAGUGUCAAGCUGGUGCUGCGCAACCUAGAGGGCGUCAAAGAGAGCACGGAGCUGAAGUUUCAAACUGAUGAAGACGUGCCCGGGGCUGUUCCUCUGGAUUCCAUUCAGGGAAGCGCCUACGAAGAGAAGAUCAUUCUGAAGUGGAGAGAACCGGCGCAGACCUACGGGAUUAUCACCCAGUAUGAGAUCUCCUACAAGGCGGUGAGCUCCUUUGACCCUGAGCUUGACCUCUCCAACCAGAGUGGGAAGAUAGUAAAACUGGGCAAUGAGACCACCCACACGUUCACCGGCCUUUACCCAGGCUCCACGUACUCCUUCACCCUUCGUGCUAGCACAGCUAAAGGCUACGGCCCUCCAGUCAUUACACAGUUCACCACCAAGAUCUCAGCUCCAUCCAUGCCAGCCUACGAUCAAGAAACCUCUUUGAACCAGACGGACACCACGGUGACUGUGCUGCUGAAGCCGGCCCAGAGCAGAGGCGCUCCAGUCAGCGCGUACCAGGUGGUGGUGGAGGAGGAACGUCCACGCAGAGCAAGAGGCACGGCUGAAAUCCUGCGCUGCUAUCCAGUUCCUAUCCACUUCCAAAACGCCACACUCUUAAAUUCCCAGUACUACUUCACUGCUCAGUUUCCAGCAGCCGGCAUCCACUCCCCUCAGCCGUUCACCGUAGGAGACAACAAGACCUACAACGGCUACUGGAACGCCCCGCUGCUGCCCCAGAAGAGCUACAGCAUCUACUACCAGGCUGUCAGCACAGCCAAUGGGGAAACCAAAAUUGACUGUGUUCGAGUGGCUACCAAAGCCGCCAUACUCGUGACUCAACUUACAACUCCCUACGUUCGCAUCGUGCCAGCGGCCGGUGACAACCAACUAACAGGUUCGGCCACUCACAAACCUGAUGCCGUGGAGCCAGAGAAACAAACAGACCACACGGUGAAGAUUGCAGGCGUCAUCGCGGGCAUCCUCCUCUUUGUCAUCAUAUUUUUAGGAGUUAUUCUGCUCAUGAAGAAAAGGAAAUUGGCCAAGAAGCGUAAGGAGACGCUGAACAGCACCCGCCAGGAAAUGACAGUGAUGGUUAACUCCAUGGACAAAAGCUACACGGAGCAGGGCACCAACUGUGACGAGGCUCUGUCCUUCAUGGACACGCACAACCACACGCUGACCACCCGCAGCGAGUGUGCGCUGACGCUGACCACGCGCAGCGAGUGUGCGCUCACUUUAAACGGCCGAGCUGGAUCUUCACCGUCCUCCCUCACUUUGCCCAAAGCCAACACCCUCAGCACCUCCAUGCCCACCAACUCCUACUACCCAGAUCCCUUUGUGCCGACUGCUAUCUUAGUGCCCAUUAAUGAUGAGAGCCAGAACAUGGGCAGCGACACCAGCAGCCUGGUGCAGUCUCACACUCACUCUCUGAGGAAGCGGGAGCCGGUCGACGUCCCGUAUCAGACGGGGCAGCUGCACCCGGCCAUUCGUGUGGCCGACCUCCUCCAGCACAUCACUCAGAUGAAGUGUGCUGAGGGCUACGGCUUCAAGGAGGAGUACGAGAGUUUUUUUGAAGGACAGUCAGCGCCCUGGGACUCUGCCAAGAAGGACGAGAACCGCAUAAAGAACCGAUAUGGGAAUAUUAUUGCAUAUGAUCACUCCCGUGUCAGACUGCAGGCCCAGGAGGGGGAGCAGAGCUCAGAUUACAUUAAUGCAAAUUACGUUGAUGGUUACCACAGGCCGAACCACUACAUCGCCACUCAAGGGCCCAUGCAGGAGACGGUGUUCGACUUCUGGAAAAUGAUCUGGCAGGAGAAUACGGCAGCCAUCGUCAUGGUGACCAAUCUGGUGGAAGUAGGCAGGGUGAAGUGCUGUAAGUACUGGCCCGAUGACACCGAGAUCUACAGAGACAUCAAGGUGACGCUGAUAGAGACCGAGCUGCUGUCGGAGUACGUCAUCAGGACCUUCGCUGUGGAGAAGAGAGGGACUCACGAGAUCCGGGAGAUUCGACAGUUUCACUUCACAGGCUGGCCGGAUCAUGGAGUGCCCUAUCACGCCACGGGCCUUCUGGGCUUCAUUAGGAGAGUCAAGUCCAAGACUCUGACCAAUGCUGGGCCCAUGGUUGUUCACUGCAGCGCCGGGGCCGGACGGACAGGCUGCUUCAUCGUGAUUGACAUCAUGCUGGACAUGGCGGAGCGAGAGGGCGUGGUCGACAUCUACAACUGCGUGCGGGAGCUACGCUCACGGAGGGUCAACAUGGUCCAAACCGAGGAGCAGUAUGUCUUCAUCCACGAUGCCAUUCUGGAAGCAUGUCUCUGCGGCGACACCACCAUCCCUGCCAGUCAGCUGCGCUCUGUCUACUACGACAUGAACCGCCUGGACCCACAGACCAACUCCAGCCCAAUUAAGGAGGAGUUCAGGACACUGAAUAUGGUGACUCCAACACUGCGGGUGGAGGACUGCAGCAUCGCCCUGCUGCCCAGGAACCAUGAGAAGAACCGCUGCAUGGACGUGCUGCCCCCUGACCGCUGCCUCCCCUUCCUGAUCACCAUUGAUGGAGAGAGUUCCAACUACAUCAAUGCUGCGCUCAUGGACAGCUAUAAGCAGCCCUCUGCAUUCAUAGUGACCCAGCACCCGCUGCCCAACACAGUGAAGGACUUCUGGAGGCUGGUGCUGGACUACCACUGCACCUCCAUAGUGAUGCUCAACGACGUGGAUCCAGCCCAGCUGUGCCCACAGUACUGGCCAGAGAACGGAGUCCACCGUCACGGACACAUCCAGGUGGAGUUCGUCUCCGCUGACCUGGAGGAGGACAUCAUCAGCAGGAUAUUUCGUAUCUACAACGCAGCCAGGCCUCAGGAUGGGUACCGGAUGGUGCAGCAGUUCCAGUUCCUGGGCUGGCCCAUGUACCGGGACACGCCCGUGUCCAAGCGCUCCUUCCUCAAGCUGAUCCGACAGGUGGACAAGUGGCAGGAGGAGUAUGACGGAGGAGAGGGUCGCACUGUGGUCCACUGCCUGAAUGGAGGCGGCCGCAGUGGAACCUUCUGUGCCAUCAGUAUCGUGUGUGAGAUGCUGCAGCACCAGCGAUCAGUGGAUGUUUUCCACGCUGUGAAAACACUGAGAAAUAACAAACCCAACAUGGUGGACCUGCUGGAGCAGUACAAGUUCUGCUACGAGGUGGCUCUGGAGUAUUUAAACUCUGGAUAGUUCACAGAUACUAAAGACUUAACUUUUGGGACAUUAAAGAGGACUGCGCCCCACAUGUUUGCUGAUGUCAUACCUGCAGUUCCUGGGACCAGCUGACUCUGUAACUUCUCCUGGUCUGUGGUUGGUAUGAAUGGGAAAGGUAAAGGUAUUGUACAGCGUUAACUAAAGCGGCUGAAUCCUAGUAUUACAGGCUGGAGUGUCCAGAGCAGGAGCACAACAAGAUUUUUUUUUUUAAUUAAACAAAGAGUUGCCUCCUCCAUCUUUCAGUCUUGAUCUCAGAUGCCUGUAUAGUUGCGUGGUUGUUGCCUUGAUCCUCAUCAGACGUUGAACCUUAAAUUCAGUUUUGUUUGUUUUAAAUACUACGUGCUGUACAUAACGUGACAUGUUUGUUUUUUUUUUUAUUCCUCCCUUUUUUAGGCUCAUUAUUAAAAAUCCAUCCAGUGCAGAAGCUGAAAGCUGAAAUUUUACUCUAUGUCCUGCAGAUUUAUGACGUAUAGAUGACUGUUGCUUCGUUACUCCAUUCUGGGGACGGCCGACUCAGUCGACAUCUGCUUACGCUGUUUCCUCCGCAGGCGUCCAAAGCUUUAUUUGCACUCCAUUAAGUCCUUGUUGUGCAUAUUGUAUAUAUUUCUGUAGACUAUUUAUUUGUGGUAUGUACUUUUUUGUGACUUGCAGUCAGUGACAAUCAUAUGUUCAAAAAGUUAGUUUUAUCGACCUGUAUUGUGUGCGUUUUCUUUUCUUUUUUCUUUUUGGUCUUCUUGGAUGACAGAUCAACUCUAUUGUAAAGAAAAGAAGAUUCUAUAAAUGUAUCUACGUUACAAACAUUUCAUUAUGUUUUUCUGCCUCUUUUUUGAGUGUGGCUGGCAGCUUGUUUCUUAAGAAGACUUUUUUUUAAUCCAAUGUUUGAUUUUAUUGCUGACCAAUAGCAAAGAAGAAGGUUUUGUUUUGUAACGUAGGUCACUCUGUCAUUGUACCUGUGUCUGUUUUUCUGAAGCAUUUGUUUUUUCUAAUUACGCAUAUAAUACUGUGCAUUUUUAUAUACACAUACAGUAUAAAUUACAGUACAGUAAUUAGUUUUUGACCUCAGUUAAUGAAUUUAAAUUAAAUAUGUUUAUGUUAAUGUUGGAAGACUAAUAUCAAAUCAUCAGGCUUCAUUGUUUGUUUGUUUGGUUUUUUUUCAUCAAUAAGACAGAAAUGUAUUUGCUUUAAGUUUUUGUUCUUUAAUUCCUGUCAGUUCUGUUCUUAGAAAUGUUAUCAAGAAACACAGCAUUCUUUAAUUUAUUUAUAGGAGACGUUGGACAGAGCAUCAUCUGUCAGAAGAUGGAAUAUGAGUGUAAUGCUUCAGUUUGACACUAGAGGAAAGUACGGUUACAUACACCCCCUUUGAUCAUAGACUUCUUUAUCCCUUUCUUUCAUAAAAAGCUUGUUUUGAAUCAUCUGGCUUUUUGGCAAACGGCAUGUACAAAAAACAAAA